This is a messenger RNA of Quercus robur (English oak), 1332 nucleotides long. RefSeq lists its product as uncharacterized. NCBI's taxonomy places the organism in Eukaryota, Viridiplantae, Streptophyta, Magnoliopsida, Fagales, Fagaceae. Bases 178 to 1149 code for a protein of 323 amino acids. The record is from RefSeq and is a predicted model, not a curated record. The transcript has a single exon.
AUAAAAUCCCCAGUUCACACAUAAAAAGACUUCGUACUUGUCUUCCAUUUCCAACCUUCACCAACCAUCUCUUUUAUUAAAACCCUCCCAACCAAUUCCUUAACAGCUCUUAUAAAUAACAUCCUCGUCUUUCAUUUUUACCUCAUUGAUUUCAAAAUACAAAAGGAAGAAAAAAAAAUGGUUGAGGGUUCGGUUUUAUCGUUGUCUCCUAGUUUUCAAUUGUACUCUGAUGUCGCCGCCGCUAAGGGUGGCGGAGAUUUUAACAAGCUCGGCGUUUUUGAGGUGCCGGAAAAUGAAGUAAGCUUCAUACCCGAUAUUUCGGAUGAGAAUGAGAAGAAGCAGCCGAAACUUGAAGAUGAAGAAGAGAAAGAACACGUAGAAGAAGAAGAAGAAGAAAAUGAAGAAGAGGAAGAGUUCUCGUUUUCUUGUACGAAUCCUGAUGGGUCGCCGAUAUCGGCGGACGAUGUUUUCGUUAACGGUCAGAUCCGGCCGAUAUUUCCGAUAUUUAACCGAGAUCUUUUGUUCGGUGGCGGUUACGACGGAGAUUUGAAGUCUAAGGUCGAUUCUUUGAGUCUCCGGCCACCGUUGAGGAAGCUGUUUGUGGAGGAGCGAGAUGGGUCGGAAUCGGCUUCGGAAUCCGACGAGCUUGAAAGUGUCCCAGCCGACACGUACUGUGAGUGGUCCGGCGCCGCCUCCGGCGGAGGAAAGGCGGUGGAGGCUUCGCCGGAGCUUUGCAAGAAGAGUAACUCUACUGGGUUCUCUAAGCUAUGGAGGUUCAGAGAUUUGGUUCAUCGAAGCAACAGCGAUGGCAAAGACGCGUUCGUUUUUCUCAACCAUUCUUCUCCUUCUUCUUCUUCGUCGGCUGCGAACGACAAGUCGCGUAACGAAACGGCUAAGAAAAACGACAAGAAAGUCGAGCAAAACGACAAGAAGCCGCCCGUGGUGGUGGCGGUGAAGGAAGAAAAAACAAAAGAAAAAGCAAAGGGGAAAGUGAAAACGGCGUCGUUGUCAGCACAUGAAAAACAUUACGUGUCAAGUAGAGCCAAGAGAGAAGGAGAUAAGAGAAAAUCUUAUUUGCCGUAUAGGCAAGACUUGGUUGGGUUUUUCACUAAUGUCAAUGGGUUAAGCAGGAAUGUUCAUCCUUUCUAAGAAGUACUAAGUUUUUUUCUUUUGGGGUUUGGGGAUUUUACUUAUUUUGGGUUAAUUAUUUAUUUAUUUAUUAAUUAAUUAAUGUAAAUGUUAUUAGCAGAGAAUAGAAGUGUGGUUAUUACUUAUUAACUUAGAAUAUUUUGUGUAUAAACAUCAAUAAUAAUAGCUUGGUGUUCUUUUUAA